GCAGGUUUCACAGAUCAUCGCGCAAUCCAGACAGAGUGACUUAGACCUCACGUCCAAAACAAAUAUGUGGUUCAAUAUCGGGAUGAUGAAUGCGGGAUCUGUCCUUUCACUCACUGAGCCUUGGACCGGUCCGAAACCCGAUCUGGACAGACCAAUGAGUAUCGAGGUUGCAGUGGAUGCCUCUACGCUGCCCACAACUCAGGUGCUGCUGUUGAACGGCAAAGGUGCAGAACCCAACUCGCGAUAUGUUGUGCUGGAGCACUGGUCGCUGUCUAUCGACAAAGCCGCUGG
Molecule: messenger RNA, 291 nt
Organism: Sphaeroforma arctica JP610
Lineage: Eukaryota; Ichthyosporea; Ichthyophonida
Exons: 3
Biological process (GO): autophagy
Cellular component (GO): Atg1/ULK1 kinase complex
Source: RefSeq, a predicted model, not a curated record